Messenger RNA from Dovyalis caffra, 192 nucleotides. NCBI's taxonomy places the organism in Eukaryota, Viridiplantae, Streptophyta, Magnoliopsida, Malpighiales, Salicaceae. The record is from the annotation of a GenBank genome assembly.
AUGGACUCUAUAGUAAUAGACCUUCAAACAACCAUCUUUAUAACACGAGUCAUGGCAACUAAGUCUACCAUUACAAGUGAUCUUAUGUAUAGGGUUGGUAUUAGAGACAUCAUCAAAGAUAAAAUAACCAAGUCUCGGAUUAGGGAACCAAUUGAUGACUCCACCACUCGUAUUGAAACCCAUCUCUCAUAG